ACACUGUUGGUGAAAUCUGUACUCAUUUCUAUCAGCUGGCCAAGUUUUCCUGCUUCAGGCUAAGAAGCUGUGAUUACCAUUAACCACCAGGAUUAAUGCUUGCAGUAGAGUAAUCUGAUUUUUCUUAAAUUGAAUUCUUUUAUAGCCAGGUAUUAAGAGCAACUUAUUAAUAUGACAGGAAUAUUAAAUGUCUCUGUGUGACAGCCACUUACAGGGAAAGAUGUCAUGUGUUUAGAUCCAUUUAUCUCCAUGCAUGGACAUCAUAAUUUUAUCUAUUUUUAGAGAAGAGAAUAUGUCCAUAAUGGCACUGGAAUACUUGUGGGUUUAAAACAAACAAAUCCCACUCUAUUAAAAAGGACCCAAAGACCUCCCUCCCAGAGGCCAUCUGCAAGCUCCUUACAAUUACAGGAAAUACAAAAAUACAUUUUGCCCACCACUUACUGUAAAAAACUGUGUGUCCCUUCCAAAGAUGAAUUAAUAUCUGCUUCAUAGAGAAAAUAACCCACGAGAGUUUUAUAGACGCUUAAUAAUUUACAGCGAAAGGAAGAAACAUUAAGAGGAGCUAAUUCUGGCCUCAGUGGGUAGCAGAGAGAACAGAACACUUGUUUAUGACUCACUUUCUCUCCCUGAAUGCAAGACAGACAAGUAGGCCAGGGAAGAGAUCAAAGAAAGUCACUCCUUUCAGCAGGAGAAGAUGAGGGUCUUAAAGAUGUGAGCAAAUCCCUGACACAACUUAAGUAUAAAACACAGCCCAACUGCUUCCUUUUCUGUUUGCACUUCUGACUGGUUGAUUUAAUGAAAGGAAAACACCUCUAAAAUACAUAUACCCAUGUCUUGCAGAUAGAAAUGUCUCCUCUGAUAACCACAGAACAGCCAAGGGCUGCUUGACUUGGUGUCCUCCUGUCCACUGUCCCUUCCCAGCUACCGUUACUGGAGAGCCACAGAGUGGUUCAUAUGAGACUGAGAUACUGGGGGUUAAGAGGACCCAGAGCCUGGUUUAUUCCUCAGCAGCCUCCCAACAGACCGGUGGAUUCAGUCGCAGCUGGAAAUAGUGGAAGUGUGGAUUGUUUCAGGAAGAGAAGAAAGGGGAGUUUAAGUAUUGCUUUAGCAGCAGAUGGCUUUGCUUCCGAUCCUUUCAUGCACAAAGGAGACGUGUGUGCUGGCUUGGUAACCAACUCAAAACGGGAAAAGAUCAAUUGGUAAAGGCAGUGUGGAUUUGACUUGAAUUUUGCAUCAGGUAAGAAGUCAGAGAAUCCAUGCAACUGUGGCAAAAGUUACUGAAAUACAGCUUUUGAAGGAUUGUUGUAGUCUGUACAUCCUGUAUUUAAAACUGAAUAGAAAGUUUCCUCCGCAUUUUAUCUGUGCACCACUUUGGAACUGAAUAAACAGAUGAUGUUUGCAACUGAAAUAUUCACUGGUCACUCUGAAGGGAUGGGACUAUGCAUCUUUAACAUAGCCUCUCAAAACUCUGGUAUUUAUUACUAGGGGUGAAGCAUGACCUCCUGCCAGCUAGUUUUCCAGUAAUUCCUACUUCAAAAAGGAAUUAAGGUUGGAAACAACCUCUUUCUGGCCAGAAAGCUGGACGGGAAAUGCUUCAUGAUGGAUAAAGCCAUUCAGGACCCCAGCAAGAUUCUGGCUAAUCAGACUAUCUCCAACAUCAGCUAUUCUCAGUUCUUGAACUUUGACACGUGCCAGCCCUCCUUCCUUGCAGAAUCCUUGCUUAUUACAGCCUACACAUUAGUUACAAUCGUGGGGCUUUUUGGAAAUCUUUGCCUGAUUGUUAUAAUAAAAAGAAGGAAAGAAGCUCAAAACGUCACCAAUAUUCUGAUUGCCAACCUCUCUUUAUCAGAUGUCUUGAUCUGUAUCAUGUGUAUCCCUGUCACAGUUGCAUAUACCUUAAUGGACUAUUGGAUAUUUGGGGAAGCUAUGUGUAAAAUAAGUUCCUUCAUACAAAGUAUAUCUGUCACAGUCUCCAUUUUCUCACUUGUAUUGAUUGCUAUUGAGAGAUAUCAGUUAAUUGUGAACCCCCGUGGCUGGAAGCCUAAUAUUUCACAUGCUUACUGGGGAAUUCUUUUCAUCUGGGGGUUUUCCCUUGUAAUAUCCAUUCCUUUUUUAAUAUUUCACCAAUUAACUGAUGAGCCCUUCAAACACUUGUCUUUCCAUAGUGAUUUCUACAAGAACAAAGUUGCUUGUAUUGAAGCAUGGCCAUCAGUUACAGAAAGACUCAUUUUUACCACUAGUCUGCUGGUUUUCCAGUACUGCUUCCCACUGGGGUUUAUUUUUAUCUGUUAUCUCAGGAUAUUUGUAUGUCUUCGAAGGAGACACGGGAAAAUAGACAGGAUGAGAGAGAAUGAGAACAGACUGAGUGAAAACAAAAGGAUUAGCGUGAUGUUGGUAUCAAUUGUUGUGACUUUUGCAGCUUGCUGGUUGCCUCUCAAUGUGUUCAAUGUGGUUUUUGACUGGAACUACGAGGCACUAAUGAGCUGUAAUCAUAAUCUAGCAUUUACAAUAUGCCACCUCGUGGCCAUGAUCUCAACGUGUGUCAAUCCCAUCUUCUAUGGGUUCCUCAACAAGAACUUUCAGAAGGACUUGGUAGUAUUAGCUCAGCACUGCAGAUGCUCAGCGUCAGAAGAGGUAUAUGAAAACAUUGCCCUUUCAAAUCUCCAAACUGACGCAUCAAAGGGAUCUCUGAAAUUAAAUAAUCCCCCUCUGGAGAUCUAGAACAAUCCAACAGGUUCUGAAGUCUUGCCCUUUGGUGCAGAUGACCACUUUCUGUAGGUCUAGAUCAUGUCAUCACUGAGUUUAGAGGAUGCUGUUGGCAUUUAGUUCAGCAAAAAGAGGAUUAUGCUCCCAUAGGCACACUCUUACGAUGGUAUUAAUGCUAAUAAAACCACCUCCAAGAG
This is a messenger RNA of Neopsephotus bourkii (Bourke's parrot), 2903 nucleotides long. Its product is annotated as neuropeptide Y receptor type 6-like. The record is from RefSeq and is a predicted model, not a curated record. The transcript is spliced from 6 exons. Gene Ontology annotation, cellular component: plasma membrane; neuron projection. Gene Ontology annotation, molecular function: neuropeptide Y receptor activity; neuropeptide binding. The coding region runs from base 1597 to 2721 and encodes 374 amino acids. Lineage: Eukaryota; Metazoa; Chordata; Aves; Psittaciformes; Psittacidae. Gene Ontology annotation, biological process: G protein-coupled receptor signaling pathway.